AUGACCGAUAAAUGUAGUCAUUCAGCACUUGAUUAUUCAUAUCAAUAUGGUCAUAAUGAAAUUCUUUGUUUACUUCUUAAACAAUCAGAAAUGCAACUAUUACUACUAGAAAAUGGAGCUAAUCCACAUGUAAAAGAUCAUAACAAUUGUGAUGCUCUCUAUUGGGCUCAGAUGGGUUAUGAUGAUGGUGCUGGUUCUAUGCGCUGUAGAAAUCCACCAGAUAUCGUUGUUAACAUUAUUCAAAUUCUUCGUGAAUAUGAAUCUAAUUAA
This is a messenger RNA of Rotaria sordida, 270 nucleotides long. NCBI's taxonomy places the organism in Eukaryota, Metazoa, Rotifera, Eurotatoria, Philodinida, Philodinidae. The record is from the annotation of a GenBank genome assembly.